AGAGAGCCGCCGCCCCCUCCAUGGGUCUCCAUGGCAACCACCACCUGUACGCCCCCCACCACCACAUUCCCAGUCUGGCCAUGGACCAGCCCCUCGCCCUGACUAAAAACAACAUGGACGCCGCCCGCACCCUCCCCAUCUCGCCAACCGCCGUCAGUCCUGUGGAACGCCAGCAGGUAGAGAGAGAGACACACACAUACACACACACACACACACACACACAGUCUUUCAAAGCUCAGAACAUGCAGGUAAAAAGUGGUCUUCAAACCACAUGCUAAGUCCAAACGUGUGUGUGUGUGUGUGUGUGUUUAGAAUCGUCCGUCAGUGAUAACGUGCGCUCCAGCCAACAACCGUAACUGUAACCUGUCUCAAUGCCCUGUGUCUCACAACGGCUGUUCCAGCAACCUCCCUAGCAACUACAGCAGGAGACCAGCCAGCAACUGUAAGUACUAUACCACAAUAUAUGAUAUAAUACUAUAUUAUACACAUUGUAUGUACAUAUAUGCUGUAAGUACUAUACCACAAUAUAUGAUAUAAUACUAUGUAUACACAUUGUAUGUACAUAUAUGCUGUAAGUACUAUACCACAAUAUAUGAUAUAAUACUAUAUUAUACACAUUGUAUGUACAUAUAUGCUGUAAGUACUAUACCACAAUAUAUGAUAUAAUACUUUAUUAUACACAUUGUAUGUACAUAUAUGCUGUAAGUACUAUACCACAAUAUAUGAUAUAAUACUAUAUUAUACACAUUGUAUGUACAUAUAUGCUGUAAGUACUAUACCACAAUAUAUGAUAUAAUACUAUAUUAUACACAUUGUAUGUACAUAUAUGCUGUAAGUACUAUACCACAAUAUAUUAUAUAAUACUAUAUUAUACACAUUGUAUGUACAUAUAUGCUGUAAGUAGCAUACUAUAGUUCCAUAUUAUACCAUACUAUUACCAGUACAGUACUACAGGAGACCUUGCCAACAAAAAAUACCGUUAUUAUUCAACACAACAAUAUGUGCUCAACAAGUUAUCCUCAGUGGUACACAUACAUGAUCUAAUAGUUGUUGGAAAGUCAUUAUGUAUAGACCAGUAGGAUGGGACUAUUGUAAUGUAGACCAGUAGAAUGGGACUAUUGUAAUGUAGACCAGUAGAAUGGGACUAUUGUAGUGUAGACCAGUAGAAUGGGACUAUUGUAAUGUAGACCAGUAGAAUGGGACUAUUGUAAUGUAGACCAGUAGAAUGGGACUAUUGUAGUGUAGACCAGUAGGAUGGGACUAUUGUAAUGUAGACCAGUAGAAUGGGACUAUUGUAAUGUAGACCAGUAGAAUGGGACUAUUGUAAUGUAACCAGUAGAAUGGGACUAUUGUAGUGUAGACCAGUAGAAUGGGACUAUUGUAAUGUAAACCAGUAGAGUGGGACUAUUGUAGUGUAGACCAAUAGAAUGGGACUGUUGUAGUGUAGACCAGUAGAAUGGGACUAUUGCAAUGUAGACCAGUAGAAUGGGACUAUUGUAGUGUAGACCAGUAGAAUGGGACUAUUGUAAUGUAGACCAGUAGAAUGGGACUAUUGUAAUGUAGACCAGUAGAAUGGGACUAUUGUAGUGUAGACCAGUAGAAUGGGACUAUUGUAAUGUAGACCAGUAGAAUGGGACUAUUGUCGUGUAGACCAGUAGAAUGGGACUAUUGUCAGUAGACCAGUAGAAUGGGACUAUUGUAAUGUAGACCGGUAGAGUGGGACUAUUGUAGUGUAGACCAGUAGAAUGGGACUAUUGUAGUGUAUACCAGUAGAAUGGGACUAUUGUAAUGUAGACCAGUAGAAUGGGACUAUUGUCGUGUAGACCUAUAUAAUGGGAAUAUUGCAGUGUAGACAAGUAGAAUGGGACUAUUGCAAUGUAGACCAGUAGAAUGGGACUAUUGUAGUGUAGACCAGUAGAAUGGGACUAUUGUUGUGUAGACCAGUAGAAUGGGACUAUUGUAGUGUAGACCAGUAGAAUGGGACUAUUGUAAUGUAGACCAGUAGAAUGGGACUAUUGUAAUGUAGACCUGUAGAAUGGGACUAUUGUAAUGUAGACCAGUAGAAUGGGACUAUUGUAAUGUAGAACCAGUAGAAUGGGACUAUUGUCGUGUAGACCAGUAGAAUGGGACUAUUGUCAUGUAGACCAGUAGAAUGUGACUAUUGUCAUGUAGACCAGUAGAAUGGGACUAUUGUAGUGUAGACCAGUAGAAUGGGACUAUUGUAGUGUAGACCAGUAGAAUGGUACUAAUGUAUGUAGACCAUAGAAUGGGACUAUUGUAGUGUAGACCAUAGAGUGGGACUAUUGUAAUGUAGACCAGUAGAAUGGGACUAUUGUAAUGUAGACCAGUAGAAUGGGACUAUUGUCGUGUAGACCUAUAUAAUGGGAAUAUUGCAGUGUAGACAAGUAGAAUGGGACUAUUGUAGUGUAGACCAGUAGAAUGGGACUAUUGUUGUGUAGACCAGUAGAAUGGGACUAUUGUAUGUAGACCAUAGAAUGGGACUAUUGUUGUAGACCGUAGAAGGGACUAUUGUAAUGUAGACCGUAGAAUGGGUACUAUUGUAAUGUAGACCAGUAGAAUGGGACAUUGUCGUGUAGACCUAUAUAAUGGGAAUUUGCAGUGUAGACCAAAUAGAAUGGGACUAUUGAAUGUAGACCAGAAUGGGACUAUUGUUUGUAGACCGAAAAAUAUGGGAAUAAAAGGCAUGUGGAGACCAGUAGAAUGGGACAUUGAAUGUAGACCAGUAGAAUGGGACUAUUAAUGUGACCAGUAGAAUGGGACUAUUGUAAUGUGACCAGUAGAAUGGGACUAUUGUAGUGUAGACCCAGUAAAUGGGACUAUUGUAAUGUAGACCAGUAGAAUGGGACUAUUGUGUGUGAAUUAAAGACAGUAGUAAUGGGACUAUUUGCAAAUGUAGACAGUAGAAUGGACUAUGUAGUGUAGACCAGUAGAAUGGGAUAUUGUAAUGUAGAAAGCAGAAGGAUAUUGGGAGUGUAGACCAGUAAAGGGACUAUGUAAUGUAGACCAGUAGAAUGGGACUAUUGGUCGUGAGACCAGGGAGAAUGGGAACUAUUGUAAUUGUAGACCAGUAGAAUGGGACUAUUGUAAUGUAGACCCGUAGAUUGGACUAUUGUAGUGUAGACCGUAGAAUGGGACUAUUGUUGUAGACCAUAAUGGAAUAUUGUAUGUAGACCAGUAGAAUGGGACUUUGUAAUUUUAGACCAGUAGAAGGGACUAUUGUGUGUAGACCAGUAGAAUGGGACAUUUUAGUGUAGACCAGUAGAAUGGGACAUUGUAGUGUAGACAGUAGAAUGGGAAAUAUUGAAAGUGACCAGUAGAAUGGGACUAUGUGUUAGACCAGUAGAAUGGGAUAUUGUAAAUGUAACAGUAGAAUGGGACUAUUGUAGUGUAGACCAGUAGAAUGGGACUAUUGUAAGUAGACCAGUAGAAUGGGACUAUUGUAUGUAGACCAGUAGAAGGGAAAUAUUGUAAUGAGACCAGUAGAAAUGGGACUAUGUAUGUACGGAAGGGAAUUGUAGUUGACCAGUAGAAUGGGACUAUUUUAAUGGACCAGUAAAUGGGACUAUUGUAAUUGUGACCAUAGAAUGGGACUAUUGUAUGUAGACCAGUAGAAUGGGGCUAUUGUAAUGUAGACCAUAAAUGGGACUAUUGUAAGUGUAGACCAUAGAAUGGGACUAUUGUUAGUGUAGACCAUUUGAAGGGACUAUUGUAUGUAGACCAGUAGAAUGGGACUAUUUUAAAAGUAAGCCAGUAGAAGGGACUAUUGGAGUGUGACAGUAGAAUGGGACUAUUGUAUGUAGACCAUAGAAUGGGAACUAUUGUAUGUGACCAGUAGAUGGGACUAUUGUAUGUUUGACCAGUAGAAUGGGACUAUUGUAGUGUAGACCAGUUUGAAUGGGACUAUUGUCAACUGUAGACCAGUAGAAGGGACUAUUGUAAUGUAGACAGUAUGACAAAUUUGGGGCUAUUGUACUGUUAUGUACUUUCAGUAGAAUGGGGCUAUUGUAUUGUAGACCAGUAGAAUGGGACUAUUGUAAUGUAGACCAGUAGAAUGGGACUAAAUUGUAAUGUAGACCAGUAGAAUGGGACUAUUGUAUGUAGACCAGUAGAAUGGGACUAUUGUAGUGUAGACCAGUAGAAUGGGACUAUUGUAUGUAGACCAGUUUGAAUGGGACUAUUGUGGUUUGACCAUAGAAUGGGACUAUUGUAGUGUAGACCAGUAAAUGGGACUAUUGUAAUGUAGACCAGUAGAAUGGACUAUUGUAAUGUAGACCAGUAGAAUGGGACUAUUGUAGUGUACCAGUAGAAUGGGACUAUUGUAGUGUAGACCAGUAGAAUGGGACUAUUUUAAUGUGACAGUAAAUGGGACUAUUUAUGUAGACCCCGUAGAAUGGGGGCUAUUGUAAUGUAGACCCGUAGAAUGGGACUAUUGUAAUGUAACAGAGAAUGGGACAUUGUAUGUAGACCAGUAGAAUGGGACUAUGUAGUGUAGACCAGUAGAAUGGGACUAUUGUAAUGUGCCAGUAGAAAGGGACUAUUGUAUGUAGACCCCGUAGAAUGGGACAUUGUAAUGUAGACCAGUAGAAUGGGACUUUGUAGUGUAGACCGUAGAAUGGGACUUUGUAGGUGUAGCCAGUAAAUGGGGCUAUUGUAUGUAGACCCAAAUGAAUGGGACUAUUGUAUGUAGACCAGUUUGAAUGGGACUAUUUUGUAACCAGUAGAAUGGGACUAUUGUAAUGUUUGACCAUAGAAUGGGACUAUUGUAAUGUAGACCAUUUGAAUGGGACUUUUGUUUUAGACCAGUAGAAUGGGACUAUUGUAGUGUAGAACCCGUAGAAUGGGACUAUUGUAAUGUAAACCCGUAGAAUGGGACUAUUGUAAUGUAGACCAGUAGAAUGGGGCAUUGUAAUGUAGACCAGUAGAAAGGGACUAUUGUAAUGUAGACCAGUAGAAUGGGACUAUUUUAUGUAGACCAGUAGAAUGGGACUAUGUAAUGUAGACCAGUAGAAUGGGACAUUGUAAUGUAGACCAAGUAAAUGGGACAUUGUAUGUAGACCAGUAGAAUGGGACUAUUGUAUGUAGACCAGUAGAAUGGGACAUUUUUGUAGACCAGUAGAAUGGGAUAUUGUAUGUAGACCAGUAGAAUGGGACAUUGUAAUGUAGACCAGUAAAUGGGACUAUUGUAGUGUAGACCAGUAGAAUGGGACUAUUGUAAUGUAGACCAUAGAAUGGGACUAUGUAAUUUUAGACCAGUAAAUGGGGGCUAUUGUAUGUAGACCAGUAGAAUGGGACUAUUGUAAUGUAGACCAGUAGAAUGGACUAUUGUAGUGUAGACCAGUAGAAUGGGACUAUUGUUUGUGUAGAACCAGUAGAAGGGACUAUUGUAAUGUAGACCAGGUAGAAUGGGACUAUGUAAUGUUUGAAACCCGUAGAAUGGGACUAUUGGGUGUAGACCAGUAGAAUGGACUAUUGUAGUGGUAGACCAUAGAUGGGACUAUUAAUGGAACAGUAAAUGGGACUAUUGUAUUAGACCAUAGAAUGGACUAUUGUAAUGUAGACCAGAGAAUGGGGCUAUUGUAAUGUAGACCCGUAGAAUGGGGCUAUUGUAAUUAGACCAGUAAAUGGGACUAUUGUAAUUUUAGACCGUAGAAUGGGACUAUUGUAUGUAGACCAGUAGAAUGGGACUAUUGUAUGUAGACCAGUAGAAUGGACUAUUGUGGGGUAGACCAGUAGAAGGGACUAUUGUGGUAACAGUAGAAUGGGACUAUUGUAGUGUAGACCAGUAGAAUGGGACUAUUGUAAUGUAGACCGUAGAAUGGGACUAUUUUAUGUAACCAGUAAAUGGGACUAUUGAUGUAGACCAGUAGAAUGGGACUAUUGUAAUGUAGACCAGUAGAAUGGGACUAUUGUAUGUGACCAGUAGAAUGGGACUAUUGUAAUUUAGACAGUAGAAUGGGACUAUUGUAGUGUAGACCAGUAGAAUGGGACUAUUGUAAUUUAGACCAGUAGAAUGGAUUGUACUUAAAUUUUUAGUGUAGCCAGUAGAAUGGGACUAUUGUAAAUAGAAUGGACUAGUAAUGGGAACUAUUGUAUUAGACCAGUAGAAUGGGACUAUUGUAGUGUAGACCAUUAGAAUGGGACUAUUGUAUGUGACGUAGAAUGGGACUAUUGAAUGUAACCAGUAGAAGGGGCUAUGUAUGUAGACCAGAGAAUGGACUAUUGAUGUAGACCAGUAGAAUGGGACUAUUGCAGUGUAGACCAGUAGAAUGGGACUAUUGUAGUGUAGACCCGUAAUGGGACUAUUGUAAUUAGACCAGUAGAAUGGGACUAUUUUAGUGUAGACCAGUAGAAUGGGGACUAUUUUAUGUAGACCAGUUUGAAUGGGACUUUGCAUGUAGACCAGUAAAUGGGACUAUUGUAAUGUAGACCAGUAGAUGGGGCUAUUGUAUGUAGACCAGGAAAAAUGGGACUAUUGUAAUUAGACCAGUAGAAAGGGACUAUUGUAUGUAGACCAGUAGAAUGGGACUAUUGUCAUGUAGACCAGUAGAAUGGGACUAUUGUAGUGUAGACCAGUAGAAUGGGACUAUUGUAGUGUAGACCAGUAGAAUGGGACUAUUGUAGUGUAGACCAGUAGAAUGGGACUAUUGUAUGUAGACCAGUAGAAUGGGACUAUGUAUGUUAGACCAGUAGAAUGGGACUAUUGUAUUUUAGACCAGUAGAAUGGGACUAUUGUAAAGUAGACCAGUAGAAUGGGACUAUUUAGUGUAGACCAGUAGAAUGGGACUAUUGUAAAGUAGACCAGUAGAAUGGGACUAUUGAGGUGUAGACCAAAAGGGAGAAUUGGGACUAUUGUAGUGUAGACCAGUAGAAUGGGACUAUUGUAAUGUUUGACCAGUAGAAUGGGACUAUUGUAUGUAGACAUGGGGCAUUGUAGUGUGGGCCCGUAGAUGGAUAUUGGUAGACCAGUAGAAUGGGACUAUUGUAAUGUAGACCCGUAGAAUGGGACUAUUUUCAUGUAGACCAGUAGAAUGGGACUAUUGUAUGUAGACCAGUAGAAUGGGACUAUUGAGUGUAGACCAGUUUGAAUGGGGGCUAUUGUCAUUUUAGACCUUUAGAAAUGGGAUAUUUAUGUAGACCAGUAGAAUUGGUAUUUUAUUAGACCAUUAGAAUGGGACUAGUGUAUGUGCAGUAGAAUGGACUAUUGGUCAUGUAGACCCAUUUGAAUGGACUAUUGUAGUGUAGACAGUAGAAUGGGACUAUUGUUAGUGUAAAACCAGUAGAAUGGGACUAUUGAGUAAGACCGUAGAAUGGGACUAUUGUAAUUAACCAUUGAAUGGGACAUUGUAUUUAGACCAUAAAUGGGACUAUUGUAUGUAGCCAUAGAUGGGGACUAUUGAUGUAGACCAGAGAUGGGACUAUUUGUAACCGAAUGGACUAUUGUUUAAAAAACCGUAAGGGACAUUGUAUGUAGACCAAAUGGACUAUUGUUUAGACCCUAAAAAUGGGACUAGUCUGUACCAGAAAUGGCUAUUGAGAGACCCUUAAAUGACUAUGAUUAGCCCUGGAAAAAAACUAUUUUGUGGACUAGUUAGAGGGAAAUAUAUUGUAGACUUAAAUGGACUAAGGAAAGAGAAGGAGAAUGGGACCCAUUUAGGAAACAGAAAAUGGACUAUUAUGUAAGUAGAAUAAUUUUAGAAUGGGACUAAUUUUGGGAGACCAUAGAAACUUUCAGACAGGAAUGGUGGUAUGACGGGAGUGCUGGUAUGGAACUAUUCUACAGGUAGGGCUGGUCCAUAUGGGUUUACUUUUUUAGCCAAUAGGUACUAUUGUUAAAAGCGAAAUGGGAAAGAAGCAAAAGAUAGAUAAAACCGUUAGAGGACAAGAAAAAGGGCUUUAUGGAUAAAUCAUUUUGAAAAUACUAAAAGAACUAUAUGGGGAAAAUUUUUAAAAAGGAAUUUUGGGUGCUAGAAAGGACUAUCAUGUAACCGUUAAUGACAUAAGAUGACUAGAGACAUCAGGAUAAAUUUUUGUGGCAUAGAAUGACUAGGGACCAAGUAAAUCCCAUUUAGAAAAAUGAAUGGAGAGGACCAUAGGAUAUAACGUAGAUGGACAUGAAGCUAAGGACUAUUGGAUAACCGUUUUGAUGGAAUAGAAAAGACUAGAGGGACUCAUCAUGGAUAACUCCUGUUUUAGCAUGGACAUAGAGUAGCGAUAAAUAGAGGACUCAUCAUAGAUAUAACCUGUUUUAGCAUGGACAUAGAGUAGCGAUAAAUAGAGGACUCAUCAUAGAUAUAACCUGUUUUAGCAUGGACAUUGCCAUCGAGGGCUUCCACCAUUUUAAAGUAGUCAACCGGGUGGGGAUUCCUAUGUAUUGGGAGCGAUCUGCCAAUGAACAGAGCAUUGUCUUCUUCAAAAUGGGUUGCAAAUGGCUUUAAGCUAUAUCACCACCAUCUAGUGGCCACAAUAUUUAUUUCAGGGCUCCAGCCCUGCAGGUGGCAGUAAAUCACCAAUAUAAGCUUUAUGCUUUUUUCCAAACAACACAAAGGAACAAGAAAAUUGACUACAUUAAAGUGGAUAUAGUCUCAAUGACGCUACCUAUGCUGUCAGACGCCAAACGGCACAAAGAUCCAAAAAGGACACCUCUGUCUAACUCUUAUGGUUCGUCCAGGGAAAACCCCCAGACUGGACUGUUACACGGCCAGUCAUUAUGAAACACGCAGGAGUCUCUCUGACAGCAGGCUGGUUUACCGUGUUCCGUCUUCUGUCAUCUCAAGCUGGUGAGAUCAUGUGUUCAGUCUUCUUCUGGUCCACUGUAGCUCAGCUGGUGUAGAGCACGGCGCUUGUAACGCCAAGGUAGUGGGUUCGAUCCCCGGGACCACCCGUACACAAAAAAUGUAUGCACGCAUGACUGUAAGUCGCUUUGGAUAAAAGCGUCUGCUAAAUGGCUUAUUAUUAUUAUUAUUAUUAUUAUUAUUAUUAUUAUUAUUAUUCUGUCUGAUGUGUCAAUAUAUUUAUAGCCCUGUCUCUCUGUAGAUUUUAAUGAACUAGUGUCUGUCCAGUUUGCUUAUUCCUCCUCUCCCCUCACAUAAAACUGAAAUGUCCUCUCUUCUCUCCCCCUCUCUUCUCUCCCUCUCUCUUCCAGCCAACACGGUGUGUGUGGACCCGGUGAUCGAGGAGCAUUUCCGUCGCAGCCUGGGGAGGAACUACAAGCAGCCGGAACCCGUCACUAACUCUGUGUCCAUCACCGGCUCUGUGGACGACCACUUCACCAAGGCCUUAGGAGAGACCUGGCUGCAGAUCAAAGCCAAAGGAAGCUCCUCCUCUUCCCCUGACUCCUCUCCCAACAGUCACAUGGUCAACCACAACCACUCCCCCUCGGUUGUGUCC
Coregonus sp. 'balchen' is the source of this 9408-nucleotide messenger RNA. NCBI's taxonomy places the organism in Eukaryota, Metazoa, Chordata, Actinopteri, Salmoniformes, Salmonidae. The record is from the annotation of a GenBank genome assembly.